Scleropages formosus (Asian bonytongue) is the source of this 2985-nucleotide messenger RNA. It is a transcript of the gene cep97, whose product is annotated as centrosomal protein 97. The coding region runs from base 383 to 2521 and encodes 712 amino acids. Lineage: Eukaryota; Metazoa; Chordata; Actinopteri; Osteoglossiformes; Osteoglossidae. Gene Ontology annotation, cellular component: centrosome. The transcript has 12 exons. The record is from RefSeq and is a predicted model, not a curated record. Gene Ontology annotation, biological process: negative regulation of cilium assembly. Gene Ontology annotation, molecular function: protein binding.
GAGCAGCACAGGUCCUUAACCACACACACAGUUCAUGUAAGAAUCAUAGCAGUACAGGGAAAGCAGAUCAUGCUUCUUUUCAGUCGUUGUGUGUACAGCCUCAGCAAAGGGAGGCUACUGGAGGGUAAAUAACAAUAAAAAAAAAAAACACUCCAGAGGAAAAAAAAAAAAAAAAAAAAGCGCUUCAGAGACAAGGGCUCAAGGGGGUGGUUCACUGAUAUCAGACUCAGUAAUAACCCCAUGAGGAGAACUAUAAUAGUGUAAUGUAGGCGCGGAGACCAAGCAAGCAAGACAACAAGACACUCGCAUCAUGAAUGGAUGUUUUAACUGAAUUAGCCGCAGUGAUCGCGCUCGAGUCGCACGCCGGGGAAACGGAGCGGACAUGGGUGUUUCGAGCCUGGCAGCCGAGGGCCGCGGUGCCACCGUGGACCUUUCCGGCAAGGGGCUGCAUAAGCUGGAGGCCGACGUGCCGUGUGACGCAAACGCACGCACGCUCAUCCUGGACCAGAACCACAUCAUCAAGCUGGAGCACCUGGAGAAGAGCUGUGAGCUGCAGCAGCUCUCCGUGGCAGGAAACCGGCUCGUGCGCAUGAUGGGCGUGUCGUGCCUCACGCAGCUCCGCGUGCUCAACCUGCCCAACAACAGCAUCGGCUACAUCGAGGGCCUCCGGGACCUGGUGCACCUUGAGUGGCUCAACCUGGGAGGCAACAACAUCAAGGCGAUGGACCAGCUCGGCGGCUGCGUGGCACUCCAGCACCUCGACCUGUCCGACAACAACAUCUCCCACAUCGGCGACCUGUCCACGCUCCCCGCCCUCAAGACGCUGCUGCUCCAUGGGAACAUUAUUACGACGCUGCGCAGUGUCCCCGCCCACCUGCCGCUGAGUGUCGCCAUCCUGUCUUUGGCCGAGAACGAGAUCAGAGACCUCAUUGAGGUGUCCUUCCUGGCAUCUCUCCCCGACCUGGAGCAGCUGUCGGUCAUGAGCAACCCCUGCGUGAUGGCCACGCCCUCGCUGCCCGGGUUCGACUACCGCCCGUACGUCGUCAGCUGGUGCCUGAGCCUGAAGGUGCUGGACGGAUACGUGGUGUCCCAGAAGGAGGGGCUGAAGGCUGAGUGGCUCUACAGUCAGGGUAAAGGGCGCCUCUUCAGGCCGGGACAGCACGUGCAGCUCGUUCAGUACCUGGCCGCCGUAUGCCCUUUGACCUCGGCCUCGUCGCUGCAGUCGGCCGAGGACGCAAAACUGGAGAAGAUCCUCAGCAAACAGAGGCUCCACCAGAAGCAGCUCUUGCAGCAGAGCCAGAGCGCGUCCUCGAACCCCCCCCGGCCCACGCACCUGGACGUGGAGCAGCAGCAGCCUGGCCCUGCCCCCCUUGAGGCACCGGAACUCCUGGAGCAGAGAGAGCCACCCAUGCAGCUGAACACGUGGCUGGCAGGGGAGCACUCGUACAGCGCGAUGGCGCCGCCCCCCAGUUCCUCCCACCCUGGGGACCCUCUAUACCUGGAGGACGUGCAGUCAGAUGAGGACAAACUGAGCUUCAGCCUUCUGCUGCCCUCCGAGUCAAACUUGCUGUACCGGUGUGACCAGGGUGCCUCCCUCCCCUGUCCGCCAGCCCGUUCCCACAGCGACGACGAGCCAGAUGAGCCAGAUUCCCUGAUCCCAGAGAGUCCUGAGGGGGAGGGGCUGGAGGCGGAGCUGGAGUGUCCAUACACCCAGGUGGACGGGGAGGUGGUCCUGGGGACGUGCUCUGACUGCCCCGCGGUAGAGGAUAAGGUCCGGCCCGAACGGCAGGCAGGUCCCGCCCAAGCUGACAAGGCUGCCGUUAAGAUACAGGCCUGGUGGCGUGGGAUCUGGACGCGGCAGUGCCACCCGUUGGCCAGAGAGGUGCGAUCGGAGAUCCGGCUGCGCAGGAUGCAGGAGCACAUCGUCUUCCUGUCUGCGGAGCUGCGCAGUGUGCAGAAGCGGCUUGAGGAGGAGAGGCUGCAGAGGCUGGUCCAGGAAGAGGCAGUGAAGUACCUGUGGAAGCAGCUGCAGUCAGUGAUGGAGUCCCAGCGCUCCCUGGAAGAGCGGCUCCCGGCCGUGUGCCGGAACAGCCUUCAGCCCCCUCAGCCGGCUCUUCGGCGCCCCCUAGCAGUGUGUCCGGGCAGUGCGGCCCCGGCCUCCGGCCAGCCCUCCUUCCCCGACUCCGGGUUCCAGUCGUCGGGCGAGCCGCUGGGGGUCACGGGGAGCAGCGUGAGCAGUAGCACGGGGGGCUCCGUGGAAACGGUGCGGGCGCUGGGGGAGGGGCCCUCUGGGUACGAGGAUCAAGACUGCAGCCUCCUGCAGCAGUACCUCUGCUCUGUGCAGCAGCAGCAGCAGCAGGAGGAGGAGGAGGAGGAGGAAGGAGCGAGUGAUAGGGAGGGGUCGCCCCCACCCUUCUUGUGCUCAUCCCCCGCACUGGUGCACCCUGACCCCCCCCUUGAGGAUGAAGCAACAGGGCAGCAGGAGGCUCUGUGGGGUGGGGGUGUGGCGUCGAGUCCCUAACAUCACCUGCUGUACAGCGGCGUGUGCAAACGAGCACAGACACGUGCGCGACGCUGCACACGCACUGCUGUGAUGUCGCGGCUGCAUGACGUCACAUGACCUGCAUUUUUCUCACGCCAUCUGUUGCACGAGGGGGAAUGAGACCACGCUACAGCACGAGGGACUGCCGUAUCCAUGGUAACGCUGGAUAAAGAUGGUGUUUGUGUGUGUGUUCCACUGGAGUCUCUGCUCACAGGCUGAUGGACUGAUUUGAGGUGUAGCCUGUUGAGAGCAGCUGCUGGGGUGGGGGUCCCGGGACCCUGGACAAACUGAAUGGCUGUUAGCUGUAGUUUUUAUUUGAUAUCUCAGCAGUGUCAGUGAGUUAGUGUUGUAAUGACCGAUUUAUUAAUUCACACAGAAUUCUCAGAAACUUCACUGCUCUCUUUAUUAUUAUUAUUACUAUUAUUACUAUGGUUUAAUUUGAU